Molecule: messenger RNA, 1098 nt
Organism: Sinocyclocheilus anshuiensis
Lineage: Eukaryota; Metazoa; Chordata; Actinopteri; Cypriniformes; Cyprinidae
Product: SH3 domain-containing protein C23A1.17-like
Exons: 3
Coding region: 1-1098 (365 amino acids)
Source: RefSeq, a predicted model, not a curated record
AUGGGGAAUCAGCGGAGAAUGGGCUCACACCGCCUACCGGUCUCUACUCUCGCCAGCCCCCUCUACCAGCGAAUGCUCCAGCUGGAGACCCUGAGCUCCCUCCGCCAACGAGGGACCGAGCUGAGGGAGUUUGCCAUGGAGUUCAGGAAUGCGGCAGAGGGGCUGGGCUACAAUGACUCUGCGCUAAAGGACUUAUUAAAUUAUGCCCUUGAUGAGCCCAUUAGCCCCUGGAGCAUGCUAGGAUGCAAUCACGUAUCCUUCGAGGGGUUUGUGGAGUUCCUGGCACGUUCUUCAGCUAAGGGGGCUGCAGCGCCUCCCGUGAUGGCCGACAAGGCUGCAGCGCCCCCAAAGGUGGCCGACGAAGCUGCCGCGCCCCCAGUGGUGGCCGAAGAGGUUGCAGCGCCCCCAGAGGCGGCUGAUGAAACUGCAGCGCUCCCGGUGGUGGCCGAAGAGGUUGCAGCGCCCCCAGAGGCGGCCGAUGAAGCUGCAGCGCCCCGGGUGGUGGCCGAAGAGGUUGCAGCGCCCCCAGAGGCGGCUGAUGAAGCUGCAGCGCUCCCGGUGGUGGCUGAAGAGGUUGCAGCGCCCCCAGAGGCGGCCGAUAAAGCUGCAGCGCCCCCGGUGGUGGCCGAAGGGGUUGCAGCGCCCCCAGAGGCGGCAGACGAAGCUGCAGUGCCACCCUCUCGGAAACGGAGGAGGAGGAAAAAGGCUUCUUCCGUCCUUCAAGGCCGGGAGGCCUCCCUAGAGCCCGGUGCCCUGCCGGCGCCGCCCAAGCUCCUUGCCCUGCCAUGUCUGGGCCUUCAGCAUGCUGAAGCGGCGCUCGUGAAUGAGUCAUGCGUCUAUUGUGGGAGUAUGAACAUGGCAUUGCUGCGAUCGUGUCUCUCUCUCCUCAAGGGCAGUGGAGCAGACCCCUCUGUCACUACCCGUCCCGGUUUCUCUGCCACGAACAGAGGACCGCCGGUUAGUGCUCUGGGAGAUUUGAGGGUGACAGUGAGAGCUUCUCCGCCGGGCCACGCCCCAUGGACCUCUCACUCCUCCCGCAGCACAUGUCCUGUGCGGCCGCCGGAUGAUUCUGCUGGUAGACACUACCACUCAGGCUAG